Molecule: messenger RNA, 4690 nt
Organism: Nothoprocta perdicaria
Lineage: Eukaryota; Metazoa; Chordata; Aves; Tinamiformes; Tinamidae
Gene: ADGRL3
Product: adhesion G protein-coupled receptor L3
Exons: 23
Coding region: 191-4465 (1424 amino acids)
Biological process (GO): brain development; adenylate cyclase-activating G protein-coupled receptor signaling pathway; cell surface receptor signaling pathway
Cellular component (GO): cell-cell junction; axon; membrane
Molecular function (GO): G protein-coupled receptor activity; carbohydrate binding
Source: RefSeq, a predicted model, not a curated record
CGUUCUGGAUACUGGCUGUGGGAUUUUUUUAUUCUUCUUGUUAUUAUAUUUUUGUUCUUCGGUUGGCUUUUCCCCCCGCUGCUGCCGGAUGUGAGCCGCAGCGCGGCAGUCGCGGCGCUGCGAGCGAGGGCAGGCGCCGCUGCGGCCGAGCCCGUCUUCGCUGGGACCCUCCGAGGCCGCCUCCACAGUCAUGUGGUCAUCACAGCUGCUCUUCCUCACCAUGCUCUUCACACCGCUCGCCCGUGCGUUCAGCCGAGCCCCGGUGCCCAUGGCCGUGGUGCGGCGGGAGCUGUCGUGCGAGAGCUACCCCAUCGAGCUGCGCUGCCCCGGCACCGACGUCAUCAUGAUCGAGAGCGCCAACUACGGCCGCACCGACGACAAGAUCUGCGACUCCGACCCGGCCCAGAUGGAGAACAUCCGCUGCUACCUGCCCGACGCCUACAAGAUCAUGACCCAAAGGUGCAGCAACCGGACGCAGUGCGCCGUGGUGGCCGGCCCCGACGUCUUCCCGGACCCCUGCCCCGGCACCUACAAGUACCUGGAAGUGCAGUACGAAUGCGUCCCUUACAAAGUGGAACAAAAAGUUUUCCUGUGUCCCGGCCUGCUCAAGGGAGUUUACCAGAGYGAGCACUUGUUCGAGUCGGACCACCAGUCGGGCGCUUGGUGCAAGGACCCCCUGCAGGCGUCGGACAAGAUCUACUACAUGCCCUGGACGCCGUACCGCACGGACACGCUCACCGAGUACUCCUCCAAGGACGACUUCAUCGCGGGCAGGCCCACCACCACCUACAAGCUGCCGCACCGCGUGGACGGCACGGGCUUCGUGGUCUACGACGGCGCCCUCUUCUUCAACAAGGAGCGCACCAGGAACAUCGUCAAGUUCGACCUGCGCACGCGCAUCAAGAGCGGCGAGGCCAUCAUCGCCAACGCCAACUACCACGACACGUCGCCCUACCGCUGGGGCGGCAAGUCGGACAUCGACCUGGCCGUGGACGAGAACGGGCUGUGGGUCAUCUACGCCACGGAGCAGAACAACGGCAAGAUCGUCAUCAGCCAGCUGAACCCCUACACGCUGCGCAUCGAGGGCACGUGGGACACGGCCUACGACAAGAGGUCGGCCUCCAACGCCUUCAUGAUCUGCGGCAUCCUCUACGUGGUGAAGUCGGUCUACGAGGACGACGACAACGAGGCCACGGGGAAUAAGAUCGACUACAUCUACAACACGGAGCAGAGCAAGGACAGCAUGGUGGAUGUGCCCUUCCCCAACUCCUACCAGUACAUCGCUGCCGUGGAUUACAACCCCCGCGACAACCUCCUCUACGUGUGGAACAACUACCACGUGGUCAAGUAUUCCUUGGAUUUCGGGCCGCUGGACAGCAGAGCAGGGCAGGCUCACCACGGGCAGGUUUCCUAUAUUGCCCCACCGAUCCACCUGGAUUCGGACAUGGAGAGACCGCCAUCCAAGGGCGUAUCCGCUGCAUCCGUUCUUUUCUGCUGGAGACACCUGCACGUGCCAGUGACGGCAGCCACCACGCGCGCGCCGCCGCCGGCCGCCUCGCAGCUCCCCGGCGCCGAGAGCUGCGAGCCCACGGAGGCGCGCGACGUGGCCUGGUCGCGCACGCGCCAGGGGCAGGUGGCCAAGCAGCCCUGUCCCGUCGGCUCCAUCGGUGUCGCGACUUUCCGCUGCCUCGCGCCCGACGGCGUCUGGGACCCCCAAGGACCGGACCUCAGCAACUGCUCCUCUCCCUGGAUCAACCACAUCACGCAGAAGAUGAGGUCGGGCGAGAUGGCUGCCAACAUCGCCCGGGAGCUGGCGGAGCACACGAGGAGCCACCUCUACGCCGGGGACAUCACCUACUCCGUGUCCGCCAUGGUCCAGCUCGUCAACCUGCUCGACGUGCAGCUCCGCAACCUGACGCCCGGCGGGAAGGACAGCGCCGCGCGCAGCCUCAACAAGCUUCAGAAAAGGGAGCGCUCUUGCAGGGCCUAUGUCCAGGCCAUGGUGGAGACGGUGAAUAACCUGCUGCAGCCGCAGGCCCUGAGCGCCUGGCGGGACCUGAACGCCAGCGAGCAGCAGCGGGCGGCCACCAAGCUGCUGGACACCGUGGAGGACAGCGCCUUCGUGCUGGCCGAUAACCUGCUCAAGACGGACAUYGUCCGGGAGAACACCGACAACAUCCAGCUGGAAGUCGCGAGACUUAGCACGGACGGGAACCUGGAGGAUCUGAAGUUCCCACAGAACCUGGGCCACGGGAGCACCAUUCAGCUCUCAGCAAACACCUUGAAGCAAAACGGUCGCAACGGCGAGAUCAGGGUGGCGUUUGUGCUGUACAACAACCUGGGGACCUACCUCUCCACGGAGAACGCCAGCAUGAAGCUGGGAACGGAAGCUAUGUCGACGAAUCACUCCGUCAUCGUCAACUCCCCCGUGAUCACGGCAGCAAUAAACAAGGAGUUCAGCAAUAAGGUUUACCUGGCUGACCCCGUGGUGUUUACUGUCAAGCACAUCAAGCAGUCAGAGGAAAAUUUCAAUCCCAACUGUUCCUUCUGGAGCUACACAAAGCGMACCAUGACGGGCUACUGGUCGACCCAAGGAUGCCGCCUCCUGACGACUAACMAGACCCACACCACGUGCUCCUGCAACCACCUCACCAACUUUGCAGUGCUCAUGGCACACGUGGAAGUUAAGCACAGCGAUGCGGUGCAUGACCUGCUCUUGGACUUCAUCACGUGGGUUGGCAUCCUGCUGUCGCUCGUCUGCCUCCUGAUCUGCAUCUUCACCUUCUGCUUCUUCCGCGGGCUCCAGAGUGACCGCAACACCAUUCACAAGAACUUGUGCAUCAGCCUGUUCGUGGCAGAGCUCCUCUUCCUCAUUGGCAUCAACCGGACGGACCAGCCGAUCGCCUGCGCCGUGUUCGCCGCCCUGCUGCACUUCUUCUUCCUGGCGGCCUUCACGUGGAUGUUCCUGGAGGGCGUGCAGCUCUACAUCAUGCUCGUGGAGGUGUUCGAGAGCGAGCACUCCCGCAGGAAGUACUUCUACCUGGUGGGCUACGGCAUGCCCGCCCUCAUCGUGGCCGUGUCGGCCGCCGUCGACUACCGGAGCUACGGCACGGACAAAGUGUGUUGGCUCCGACUUGACACCUACUUUAUCUGGAGCUUUAUAGGACCGGCCACCUUGAUAAUAAUGCUUAACGUGAUCUUCCUUGGCAUCGCUCUCUAUAAAAUGUUUCACCAUACUGCCAUACUGAAACCUGAAUCUGGAUGUCUUGACAAUAUCAAGUCCUGGGUUAUAGGUGCAAUAGCCCUACUCUGCCUACUAGGACUGACCUGGGCCUUUGGACUCAUGUAUAUUAAUGAAAGCACAGUCAUCAUGGCCUAUCUCUUCACCAUAUUCAAUUCUCUGCAGGGAAUGUUUAUAUUCAUUUUCCAUUGUGUCCUCCAGAAAAAGGUCCGUAAGGAGUACGGGAAGUGCCUGCGCACGCACUGUUGUAGCGGGAAAAGUACAGAGAGCUCCAUCGGCUCAGGAAAAACCUCGGGCUCGCGGACGCCUGGAAGAUACUCCACGGGCUCACAGAGCCGGAUUCGUAGGAUGUGGAAUGACACAGUUCGGAAGCAGUCCGAGUCUUCCUUUAUUACCGGAGACAUAAACAGUUCAGCUUCACUCAACAGAGAGGGGCUUCUGAACAAUGCCAGGGAUACAAGUGUCACGGAUACUCUACCACUGAAUGGUAAUCACGGCAACAGCUACAGCAUCGCCAGCGGCGAGUACCUGAGCAACUGCGUGCAAAUCCUCGACCGCGGCUACAACCACACCGAGAACGCCCUCGAGAAGAAGAUCCUGAAGGAACUCACCUCCAACUACAUCCCCUCCUACCUGAACAGCCACGAGCGCUCCAGCGAGCAGAGCCGCAACCUGAUGAACAAGCUYGUCAACAGCGUGGGCGGCGAGGACGACGCCAUCGUGCUGGACGACGCCACCUCCUUCACACACGAGGAGGGCCUGGGCCUGGAGCUCAUCCACGAGGAGUCGGACGCGCCGCUGCUGCCGCCGCGCGCGUACGCGGCCGAGAGCCACCCGGCRCAGCUCUACGCGCGGCGGCGCAUCCCGCAGGACAACAGCGAGAGCUUUUUCCCCUUGCUGACCAACGAGCACACGGACGAGCCGCAGUCGCCCAACAGGGAUUCUCUCUACACCAGUAUGCCCGCCCUGGCCGGCAUGCCCGGGACAGAAAGCGUCACCGCCAGCACCCAGACCGACCCGCCGGCGGCCAAGGGCGGUGACGCCGAUGACGUUUACUACAAAAGCAUGCCGAACCUGGGCUCCAGGAACCACGUCCAGCAGCUCCACACGUACUACCAGCUGGGGCGAGGCAGCAGCGACGGUUUCAUAGUCCCGCCGAGCAAGGACGGGACGCCCCCGGACGGCCCCGCCAAGGGACCCGCUCACUUGGUCACCAGCCUAUAGAGGCCCAAGCGGAGGCCGCCGGCAGGAAGAUGCCCCCCUACUCGGCUCCGCGGCGCUCGGCUCCGGAGCCGGGCCGAGCCGUGGGAAGUGGCGCGUGCUCCAACGCCGAUUCCCAAGCAAGCGAAACUCUCGGACUUUUUUUACCGGAAUAAUUUUUAGGCCAGCCCGAAGAGACGAGUAACUGCUCAUCCCCAACCCCUCCACCCCAACCAACCCCUGUUUUUU